Plectropomus leopardus (leopard coralgrouper) is the source of this 2292-nucleotide messenger RNA. The record is from RefSeq and is a predicted model, not a curated record. NCBI's taxonomy places the organism in Eukaryota, Metazoa, Chordata, Actinopteri, Perciformes, Serranidae.
GAGAGUUUGUCUGAAAUCUGGUGAUGUUUUUCGACUGUUGCUUGGUUUUGCUCGACAAAGCUUUGGCCAUCGUGAUCUCGACAAAAACAUCUCUCUGAAUCUCAUUUUGGGCCAAAGGUCAGAGGCUGAUAAAGUGGAAAACAAUUAAGAAAACAGACAGUGAAGACCCACCUGAGGACGUCACAUUUGGAGGGUAAAGGUCGAAGGGCGAGCUGGAUUAUUGAUUGGAGUGUCAGCUGUCUCCUGAGGGAUCUGUGGAGACGGAGGACAGAGGACACGGAGAUUAAAAGAAGAGAAGUGACAGAGAUCAGAGUGUCAGACGUCAUCAUGGGCUGCAACAUGUGUGUGGUGAAGCGUCCGGAGGAGCAGUACAGGAUCAUGUUCCAGCAAAAAGGCUGGAGUGACUCCCUGCGGCCGCUGGACAGACACGGAAACAUAAAGGUCAGAGGUCGCAGGCCCUCUCAGCUGCCGCUGGACAGACCGCAGAGCUCCCAGGAGCCUUUGCAGCAGCCUGGGCCUGUCCGUAAGAGUCACAGGAGAAAAGGUACGUUAGUGUGCAGCGGGAACGGGACCGGGAGCAGCUCCAUCUACUCCGUUGCCAUGGUGGCCAUCCCCGACUGCGUCGACAACGGCACGCAGACGGACAUCAGCUUCCAGAACAUCGUGCCGGUGGGGAGGAACCGAGGUCACCACCACCACGGCCGGGGAGGCGGCUCCUCCUCCCCUCCACCGCCUCCCCCCUCCCCUCCCCUCCCUCACCUCGUGGGACCAUACGGGAUCAACGAGUUCUGUGUGUUCGAGUACAACGACCCCGAUGACUACUUUGACGUCUCCAACCACGAGGUGGACAGGCAGGACGACCUGGAGUAUGAGGAGGUGGAGCUGUACAAAUCCAGCCAGCAGGAGAAGCUCGGUCUGACGGUCUGCUACAGGACGGACGACGAGGAGGAUCUUGGGAUUUACGUCGGAGAGGUGAAUCCAAACAGCAUAGCAGCCAAGAAUGGACGCAUCAGAGAAGGGGACCGCAUACUUCAGAUUAACGGAGUGGAUAUUCAGAACAGAGAGGAAGCAGUGGCCAUCUUGACCCGAGAGGACAGCAUCAACUUCUCACUGCUGCUGGCCAGGCCAGAUAUAGAGAAUGAAAACCCUGUUGGUCCUGAGGAAGACAUGGACCUGACUCUGGAAGGAGGAGACUUCCACCCAAACCCCCGAGCCUCCUCCUGCUCCCUCACUUCCACUCACCCCUCUGGAUAUUAUCGCCUCUGCCGGGGCGGAGGAGGAGGAGGAGGAGGAGGAGGAGGAGACCUGGCCUGCGCGGGGGGAGCAGGAGGUAGAGAGGGUGUGGAGGGUGAUGUGGACGUAGAGGAGGAAGAUGAGGACGGGGAGGACGGAGAGAGAGGAGAGAAGGAGGACAGAGACCCACCCGUGCCCCUCCCUCCUCUGCUGAGCCUGGCUCCUCUGCUGUCCAACAGCCAGGAGCUGGACAGCGGAGUGGGCCGGACCGACGACAGCACCCGCUACGAGGAGUCGUCCGAACACGACCUGCUGGGUGAUCAGACCAGCGCCUGUAACACCAACACCACCAACACACCAGGCAGCACCAGGAAGUUCAGAGCGGGACCCAGCCCCAGGCCCAGUCCUAGACCCAGCCCAGGACUCGGCCCCAGCCCCGGGCACGGCAGAGGAGACACCACCCCUCCUUUCCUCCACCUGCGAGACCUCCAGCUCAGCUCCGACUCCCUCCUCGGCCUGGACUGGGCCGCCGGAGGAGGAACGGGAGGAGCAGCGUACAGCCCCCACCACCAUCACCACCACCACAAGCACUACCACCACCAUCACUACCAGCCCCCUCUGGCGAUGAUGAUGCCGGGCCUGACGGAGGAGGAGUGCCAGCGAUACCAGGAGCUGCUGGAGAUCAAGUGCCAGUACGAGAAACGCCACGAAAAACAGCAAAGAGACGCGGCGAAAACUGAGUGUGACGACGUGGAGGCGGAGCUGAAAGAGCAUGAAGAGAGAAAAGAGGCAGAGGCGGGAGGAGAGGAGGAAGCUGCCUCUUCUUCUUCGGUGAUGGACGGGAGCUGCAACGCGACUUUAAGCGAGCACGAGAUGGCGCUGAUCGAGGAGGAGCUACGCCACCUGGAGUUCAAGUGCCGCAACAUUCUGCGAGCGCAAAAGAUGCAGCAGCUCCGGGAGAGAUGUCUGAAAGCCUGGAUGAUGGAGGAGGAGACGGUGGCGGCCGGAGCGGCGCGAGCAAGUCCCGAAGCAGGUGACCCCCAACUGACGCACAAAUGA